This is a messenger RNA of Meira miltonrushii, 567 nucleotides long. RefSeq lists its product as uncharacterized. The record is from RefSeq and is a predicted model, not a curated record. The coding region runs from base 1 to 567 and encodes 188 amino acids. NCBI's taxonomy places the organism in Eukaryota, Fungi, Basidiomycota, Exobasidiomycetes, Exobasidiales, Brachybasidiaceae. The transcript has a single exon.
AUGGUUUUGUAUGUUCUUUCGUUCAUCGUUCUGAUAUGUGCCGCUUUCAUGCUUAGUGCAUCAGCAGAGCAUUACUUAGGCAAUGAACGUACAACCUCUCCAGGGAUCACAUUUGUACUGCCUUCUUCACAGCCAAAAGAUACAGAAUUAAUCAUGUUCAAGCGUUCAAGCAUACCUUUGGUUAUGCAUGAUAAAGCACCCCCGAAGAAAUCAGCGAAUCUUGAAGUGGAGUCCAGUUCAAGUAAUCCUGACAAUAAUAACAACAAUAAUAAUAAUGAAGGAAGCUCAAAAGGUACAAAAAAGAAAGGCAAGAAUAAGCAAAUUGCAAGAGCUGCUUAUGAUCAAAGAACUCAUCGAGUUACGAACGACAUAGUAACAUAUCGACGCAAGCCAAAGCAAGUUAAACCAGGAUUUCAGGAUUUUGAAUAUCACGAUUUCGGAGCACUCGGUUCAAUGCUUGUGUUGGAUGGUGGUUCAGAUCACCCUCAGCCAAGUGCAUCAAAGCCGACGAAAAAAGGCAAGAAAAAGCAGAACUCUUCUUCUUCUUCAACUUCUGCUCCUAAGUGA